This is a messenger RNA of Strongylocentrotus purpuratus (purple sea urchin), 6947 nucleotides long. RefSeq names its product plastin-3. The transcript is spliced from 15 exons. Lineage: Eukaryota; Metazoa; Echinodermata; Echinoidea; Camarodonta; Strongylocentrotidae. Gene Ontology annotation, molecular function: calcium ion binding; actin filament binding. Bases 307 to 2172 code for a protein of 621 amino acids. The record is from RefSeq and is a predicted model, not a curated record. Gene Ontology annotation, cellular component: actin filament bundle; actin filament; cytoplasm. Gene Ontology annotation, biological process: actin filament bundle assembly; actin filament network formation.
UGUUGCACCUACUUCCGGCCGUGUGUACGUGUGUUAUCAGAUCGUCAGUUAGAAUCAUUUCCUACUUCUGAAAUGAUCGCAAAGUGAAAGGAAAACUGAUGUUUCACCUCCUUUGGUUUUUAUCAGGAUUUAUUCAGCUCACAAUCGUGGACGAGAGAAGUCUUAUCAUCACCAUAGCAGCCUCUGAAAGACGUAGAGAAAACAGGAACGGCUGUAAGAUCUAAUCUUACAACAUCGAGAGAAGAGGAAAAUACGUUCCUGCAGCACACUUCUUUGUAGAAUAUUCAGAGGAAUACACAGACCAAUAUGGCGUUGACAGACGAGGCAGAAAUCAGGGAAUACUUCAAUGAGAUGGACUUGAACCGAGACGGUUUUUUGACGGCCAACGAGCUCCAGGAGAUUCUUGAGCAGUGCAACGAGAAGGUCCCAGGGUUUAAGAUUCGACAAUACAUUGCUGAAUACGAUACCGACAAGAAUGGCGCCCUCACGUACGACGAGUUUAUAAAGUUAUACCAUGACAUCAAGAAGGGCAAGGCUUCCGCCGGCUUCCUGACCGCGGUCAAGAGCCGAGUUGGAAUCCAAUCAGAAAAAGGAACGUCUGAUGUAAGCGCAACGGGAACAACUCACUCCUACUCAGUAGAGGAGACUGCUGCUUUCACAGCUUUCAUCAAUGACGAUAGUAAAUUUCAAAAUGAUCCAAUCCUUGGGCCGAGACUACCCAUCCAAGGCGAGGAUGGACUGUUUAAUGCUGUUGCUGAUGGCAUCUUACUGUGCAAAAUGGUCAACAAGUCAAGUCCAAACACAAUUGACGAGAGGGCCAUCUCUACCGGGAAGCUCAACAAAUUCACCCAGCUAGAGAACCUCACCCUGGCCCUUAACUCUGCCAGGUCCAUCGGCUGCAGCGUUGUCAACAUUGACCCCUUGGACCUGCAACAGGGGACCAAGCAUCUGGUACUAGGUCUGGUGUGGCAGAUCAUUCGGAUUGGACUCUUUGCCAACAUUGAUCUGCACAACGUCCCUGGGCUGAUGAACCUCCUCCAUGACGGAGAGACCCUGGAGGAUCUCCAGAAACUCACCCCAGAGGAGCUUCUGAUCCGAUGGGUCAACUACCAUCUAGAACAAGGAGGAUCACCACGUCGCAUCAAGAACUUCUCAGAGGACAUCCACGACUCUGAAGUCUACAGCAUUCUUAUCAAGCAGAUCGCACCUGCAGAUAAGAAGGGAGAACUCGUUGAAGUCGUCCUUGGAAAGGACCUUGAGAAGCGAGCCGGUACAGUCCUGCAGAAUGCGGAUACGUUGGGCUGCAAGGCAUUCGUCACUCCCAAGGAAAUUGUGAAAGGUAAUUCCAAGCUGAACAUGGCGUUCGUAGCAAACCUGUUCAACCAUCAUCCAGCCCUAGACCCCCCAGAAGACAUGGAGUUUGAGGACGUCGAAGAAACAAGGGAGGAGAAGACUUACCGUAACUGGAUGAACAGCCUUAGCGUAUCACCUUAUGUGCACCAUCUUUACUCUGAUCUGUCCAACGGUCUCGUACUGUUACAGCUUAUUAACAACGUGAAUCCUGGAAUUGUCAACUGGGAUAAGGUCAACCAGGGUGCCACGCUGAAGAAGAUGGGCGGCAACAUGAAGAAGAUCGAGAACUGCAACUACGCCGUCGAUCUCGGACGAGAGAUGAAAUUCUCCCUUGUUGGAAUCGGAGGUCAGGACAUCCGAGACGGGAACCAGACCCUAACGCUAGCUAUUGUCUGGCAGCUGCUCAGAGCUUACACCUUGGGCAUCCUACAGAAGAUCAAUGACUCAGACAAACCUCUGACGGACCCUCAAAUUGUGGAAUGGGCCAAUAACAAGCUUGAAGAGGCGGGCAAGAAGUCCAAGAUCUCACAUUUUAAAGAUCCAUCCAUCUCUGACUCCAAGGUGAUCCUUGACCUCAUGGAUGCCAUCAAGCCUAACUGUGUGAACUUUGACCUCUACAUUGACCCCAGAGAGGACCCCAGCACUUCAGAGGAAACGAAGCUGAAGAAUGCUCAGUACGCCAUCACCAUCGCUCGCAAGAGUGGCGCCAUGGUCUAUGCCCUCCCAGAGGACAUCGUCGAGGUCAACCCCAAGAUGGUCAUGACCAUCUUCGCCUGCAUCAUGGCGCUUGACCAGGUCUUAUUAGCUCAGAACUCUUGAAAGGUCACGACCCUGAUCCUAACCCCGACCGAAACCCCGACCUUGCACAUAUCUCGCGCCAAUAUAAAAUGUCAUUUUUCAUUGUAUAGUAGUAAGCUGAUGAUGUGAAUGACAGUAUGAUUUUUUGUAAAUUUCAUUUUUUGUGAGUAUAUUUCUGGAUGAUUUUCAUAAAGAAGUAUUUAGGUCUGUACUUUGUGUAAACAUUGCUUUUGGUGAUUUUUGAUGUUGUUAGCAAUGUAAAAUAUACCGUGUUGUCUUAAUUUUUGAUUAUUUGUAGGCGAAAAGAAAAAGAUAUCCUGUUUUUCGACCCAUGUCAUAUAUUGUUUCCAAUUUUUUGAAGAUAUAUUUUGUUUAAUGACUACUGCAACUACAUAUACAUGUAUAAGUAUAGUCUUUGGAGAUUUAUGUUGAUUUACAGAUGGAUAAUCUCUUUCGAUAUCAUACCGUGGUUGUAUUUUUUUCUCGUUUUAUUUCAUUGAUCAUGAAAAAAAGAACGAGUACCUAACGAAAGAAAUGUCCAUUGUGGCUCACCGUCCAGUAUACUGAAGGUUCUAACUUGUGCCUUAACGCAAGAGAGGUAGAUAUAGUCCAUUGGAUAAAUCACUGGACUGUGGAUCACAAGGUACAGGGUUCAAGUCCUGCCACGGCACUAAUGUCCUUUGGCCAGGCAUUGAUCUGCAUUUGCCACUCUCCACCCAGGUGUUAAAUGGGUACCCAGUAGGAUAAGAACAUAAAUGUGGUUUGAUUGGCAUGUGUGCGCUUGUAAAAUGGCACCUAUUGGGAAUACACCCCAGGGAGCAGAGCAAUUAUAAUAUAUAAUAAUUACAAUGUAAAUCGCUUUAUAUUGAGAGCUAUACGAAUGUGACUACGGUAUUAUUAUUCACUAUAUUUAAGAUCCUUGUGCUGACGUUCAUAUGAGGCUAUGUUUAAAGAGACUGACAGCGAGACCAAUGAAUUAUCGACUUUAAAUAUAUAUCGAUUCGUAGUGAAGUAUGAGUUAUGAUAAAUGCCCUUUUUAACACUUAACCAGCUUUGAUCCAAUCAUGGAAAGAACAGUUGUCUGCCACAUUAGACGUUUGCCACACACACGCAGUGUAAUAGAUAUCAUAUCCUCUAAACAUUGUGGCAGUCACUUGGCUUCUUCCAAUAGCGAAAAAAUAGUUAAGAGGAAAAAUAGAACAUAGAACCUAUGCAGAAUUCAAUGAUAUUUGUAUAUUCCUUGCUUUUGAGGGUAGAAAAUGAGCGGUUCAUAUAAAAUGCAAGUAUGUUAGCAUUGUAAUUUUAGAUUAAUACUUGAUUUACAUUUUUUAAUUUGGAUUAGAUCAAUCAUUGGUGCCGGUUAAUGCUAUUAUUGCACUACACAAUCUCAGCUCUCAUUUAUAUUUGAACUAAACAUAGGAAUACAUAAUUCAUCAGUAUAUUUUACAAAUCAAUUGGUACAUGUUUAUAUACUAAAGUAAGAAGUGUUCAUGAACCUUUGUAGGAAAAAAAAAUAGAUUCACAAAAUACGGUUCUUGUAAUAUGCUUCAAUUUUCACCUGUCUGUAAGAGUUCAAACAUGUUAUAAUCUAGCAACAAAUAGCAUAGGAACAAAAACAAAGUGGAAACAAAAGCCUCAACAAAUCAUAAGGUAUGAACAAACAGGGCUUAAAAUAGAACAAUAUUUAUCAAAUCCCAUAAACUAGUCGGUUUUAAUCGAAAGACUUGUGAAUCAAGAUUUAUUUCCAUUCAAUUUUUAAAAAAUCUUUGAAUGUGUCGUUUAUUCACCAAAAUACUAUGUACCGGUACCUUUUUUUUUAAGGCCAGUAUUAAUACAUAACAUGCAAAUGAAACGAUCAUCCAAAGAAAUAUAAGUGUAUACAUGUAUAUCAUCAGGAUUUUUUUAUAGAAACAAAUCAAACAAGCAAGGCAUCCCGUGCCAUGUCCGUUCUUCCAUAAAUCGCAAGUACCCGUAUGAAGAUAUAUGAGUGGAUUUCCAUGAUGUAUUGAGUAAAGAGAUGUGCAUAUAUGAACAUGUAUAGCUAAACCCAAAUCUUUCAUAUGAAGGUGUUCCGGGCCACGUUGCAUAAAACUUACCAUUGAUGGUAAUAUUGCCAUCAAUUGAAGUAACCAUGGUAACGGCUCAACAGCCAAUCAAAAUCAAGGUUUCCAUUGUAGUUACCAUUGAUGGCAAAGUUACCAUCAAUGGUAAGUUUUGUGCAACGGGUCCAGGUGUUGUAAUCAAACAUUCCUUUGUAUUAGAAGCCUUUUCUGUGAUCCAUCACGAAAUGACUUAUGAUGUCUUAUCUUAAUGCUCAAAAAGUGUUAUUAAAUAUUAUCUCACGUUGUACACACAACUAUCCCAUUCUCCAUGUGCAUAUGAUGUGUAUAUGCUCGGCUUAACCCAAAUCUUUCAUAUGAAGGUGUUCUUGUGUAAGUUGUAAUCAAACAUUCCUUUAUAUCAAAAACCGUUUUCUGUGUUUCGUCCCAAAAGUGACUUAUGAUGUCUUAUCUAAAUGCUAAAAAAGUGUGUUUAAAUAAAUUCUCACACUGUACACACAACUAUCCAAUUCUCCAUCGUUUAAAUACUUAUUAAAAAAAUAGUAUACUUUUCGCUUCUUUCUUCUUUUAGUUGUAAAUCUGUAUUAUCAUUUCAAAUGAUUGUGUUGUAUAUUUCUUUCUAUUUUUUGUUCUUUCGUGCCUGCAGGGUUGUAGCGAUAAGGUAACAUGUACAAAUCUGUUUUUAGAAUCUUAGAUACCGUGUUUGAUUGCAUUUGCUCACAUUAUGACCACAAUUUAUAUAUAUGAAUAUGUAUUAUACAUUUGAUGUGUCUCUUUAACAAUUUGCAUGUACAAGUUGUUUUUUCUUAGAUGAAGAAAGGGUGACGUAUAGUGCCAUGUUAUACAUUUAUUACCUCUUACCAGGUGUUGCUUAACAGAAUAAUAUGAAUAUUUAGUGCAUGAUAAUUUUAUAAGAUACAAUUGCACAUGGUAAUUUGUGACAAAUUGGUGUAGUACUACACCUCAGUUUUCACUGAAUGAACAUUGUGCCGAGCCUAUUUCAUUGAACGAAAAAUGUUCCAUUUAUGAUCAUGAUUUAACUCUAGCAUUUAAUGUUAUUUGUGAGGUUUAAAUUUCCUCUGAUAAUGCAUCAUCAUUCCAGUUUUCUAUUCCAAAAUACUUUCAUACCAGAUUUUUUUUAAAAUGUUACCUUGAUUUUCCAAUCUUAAUUCUUACCUAUGCCAUGUUUCCCAUAGUUUGGCAUCAUUAUCAUCAUUUCCUUCACCUUUUAAACAAAAAAAUUCUUCUUUUUUUUCCCUUUUUUUCUUUUGAAUCAAGAUAUGAUUGUGCUUUUGAUUACGACCAAAGGGAUAUGAUAAGAAAGAGAGAAAAAAAGAUAAAAGUCUUUACUAACAAGGGAAUCUUAUAUAAAUCAUAGAGCCAUUCCAAAGAAUGUUAUCAUUUGUCACGUCCAGAGGCUCAAAGUGAUAUUAUGAGACAAUGUAGUCUUUGCUAACUAGAAAUUUUACGUACAAGUUCACAUAAAGCCAUUCCAAAAAAUGUAUUGUGUCAAUAUUAAAAAAUAUUUGUGGUUCUGUAACGUAUGAGUUCAGUGGGCAUUUCAGCUUAGACAACAUUUAUCAUGUGUAGUUGAUCUGAUUUGUACAUGAGUUCGGAUGAUUUCUUGAUUCAAUUUUUUUUUAAAUAUUACACAGAUUUGCGUCCAGAUAUUGCCUCUCGAACCAGAGCUUUCAAACCAAGAAUAAACGUUCAUAAUACUGUCUUUCUACUUUCAUAGGCCUAUAUUAACCUGUUGACAACUGAAUCGUUGAAUUCCUAUAGGCUUUAUAUAGGAGCCACCCGGAUCCAGGAGUCAAUAGGUCAAUAAUUGUUUGUCUUGUUUCUUCACCUAAACGCUGCACCUUAUUUGUGAAUCAGUAAUGCAUCUGUUUUUUUUACCUACAUGAAUAGUGUUCCCAUUUUUCCUGCACUUAAGCACUGCAUUUAAACAGGUAUUAGUAAUAUACACUCACUGUUAUCUUUUCAAAUAAUACUGUUUAUACAGAGUCCAUUCCUGUGCCUAUUUUAACGAUUAUGUGGUGUAUAUAACCAGUGUUUGUCCUGUGCUAUUAUGGAUUUCAUAUUAUGUAGCUUCACUUUUGGAAAAUUCCAUAUCAUAGAAAGAAGUUGGUUUUGAAUAUUCAUUUAUUUAUCUCUUUUUCUCCAUGUAUUUUUUUUGAGGAUGGAAUACAAAAGAUAGUUUGCAUACCUCUUUUUUUAGUACCAAACAAAAAUUGAAUUAAAUUAGUUGUGGAAAUGAAUGAACAUCUCAUAUUUGUCGCUGUGUUUGAAGUGGGAUUGGUUAAAAAAGAGCAUUAUGUUUCACGCAUAUUUGCAUGCAUUAUACGAAGAGCACGUUGUUGGUUUUGUAGAAAGACACUAUAGAUUAUCACCUAAGAUCAUGUAUUUCAUAUGUAGUCAUGAAUAUUCAAUAUAGUCAUGAAUAUGCAUCUCUGUGUUUGGUAGUGUUAAUAUUCAUCAAAAGGUAACUUUUGCACGAAGAAAUAUGUAAUUGAAAAUCAUGAUUAACGUAAAAUUAUAUUAUAUAGCUUUAAGUAUGUGUGUUUUGUAGGUUGACAAUUCACCAAAAAUUGUGUUAUCUUGGUAUUAAAAGGCAUUCCAAAUGUUGCAAAAUAUAUGGGAAUGGAAGGGACAGAAUGAUUUAAUACAAUGUGAGGUAAAUGGCUUAUUUUUGGUAAUACUUAGUUUCACAAAUAAAUAUUGGUUUCAAAGGAA